Messenger RNA from Ilyonectria robusta, 4035 nucleotides. Its product is annotated as LysM domain protein. The record is from RefSeq and is a predicted model, not a curated record. Lineage: Eukaryota; Fungi; Ascomycota; Sordariomycetes; Hypocreales; Nectriaceae. Bases 1 to 4035 code for a protein of 1344 amino acids. The transcript has 5 exons.
AUGCGUCCUCUCGCAUCAUCUUGGGCGCCCUGCGGCCUAGUCACGUCCCUCCUUCUUGUCAUUCUCUCUCACGGCGUCGCCCUCGCCUCAACUACCGUCACGCCCGCCGGCCCUAGCACCACCAGCAACGGCCAUGAACACCUCGCCAACAGAAAAGCCACCAGCUCCGACGCCCAAGUGCUGGUUGACAGGGCCCUCAGGGUCCUCGCUGUCGUCAACAAGGACCGCAUCGAGAACCCCGUCUUCAAUGAGAACAGGCGCGAGGACCCGAAUGAGGAGUACAGGCCGGCCCCGCCGCUCGACUACGACGCCGAUCCCGAGUUCAUCGCCGUCGAGUCCCCCAUGUCUCACGUUCGACGCAGCGAAAACGCCACCACCGUCGGCAGCUAUCGCAUCCCCAAGGAGCUCGCUGAGGCGGCAGCGGCCGUCGCCGAGUCCAGGCCGCAGAUCCCCAAGGGCGACCACGAGGAGGUGGCCGCCCGGAUACGCAGCAAGUACACCGCUGGCUUCCUCAACGACACCAACGCCGGCGACGAGCUGCAAGCUCCCGAGGGCCGCCUGUCCGUCUUCGCCGGCGACUCCACCGACGAGAAGCGCGCCUCGGGCUACUGGUUGAUCGAUGACCAGCAGUUCCCCGGCCAGAGCCCCUUCUCGCCGCCGGGAUAUCAGGUCUGGCGCAACGUCAAGGACUUUGGGGCCAAGGGCGACGGCACGACGGAUGAUACGGCGGCCAUCAACAAGGCCAUCUCGGACGGCGCUCGUUGUGGAGAGGAGUGCAAGACGAGUACUAUUGCCCCGGCCGUCGUCUACUUCCCUCCGGGCACCUAUCUCGUCAGUGGAUCCAUCAUCCAAUACUACAACACCCAGUUCCUUGGUGAUCCCAUCAACGUCCCCACCAUCCUGGCCGCGUCCAGCGUCGUCGGCCUCGGCGUCUUCACUUCCAACAAGUACAUCGCGGACAACGUUGGCUGGUAUCUCAACACGGCCAACUUCCUCCGCAGCAUCAAGAACUUCAAGAUUGAUAUCCGUCUCACCGACCCCUGCGCCCACGUAUGCGCCAUUCACUGGCAGGUCGGGCAGGCCUCGUCGCUCGAGAACAUCGAGUUCUACAUGCAGUACAACUCGGACGUGCCGCACAGCACCCAGCAGGGUAUCUACAUGGAGAACGGCUCGGGCGGCUUCCUGGCGGACCUCACCUUCGUCGGCGGCAACGUCGGCGCCUACUUUGGCAACCAGCAGUUUACCACCAGCCACCUCAUGUUCGUCAACUCCAAGACGGCCCUCCAGGUGCACUGGGACUGGGCCUGGACUAUGCAGGACUUCAUCAUCGAGAGCUGCGAGAAUGGCCUCGUCAUCACCGGCGGCGCUGGCGGUGCCCACAGCGCGGGGCAGGGCGUGGGCUCGCUCAUGCUUGCCGACGCCAUCAUUGCCAACACCCCAAACGGCAUCGUCACCUCGUUGCACGCCGAGAACUCGACUUCACUCCUGCUGCAGAACGUCGGCUUCUUCAACGUCAAGACUGAUGUCGCCGACAGUGUCGCCCAGAAGACGCUGCUCCCGGGUGGCGACGAGGUCUACGUCGAUAGCUGGGGGUUCGGCCGCAUCACCAACAAGGCCGGCACCAGCAGCUUCGUCAACGGCGUCGCGAUCCCCGUCAUGAACCGCACCGAGGAGCUGACGGGCGUACAGAACGACAAGAUGAAGGCCAAUCUCUUCACACGCCGCCGGCCCAAGUACUACGACGUGGCCUCGAGAAAGGUCAUGAACGUCCGCGCUCUCGGCGCAAAGGGCGACGGCAAGACGGAUGAUACGGCCGUCCUCAACUCGAUCCUGUCAGGCGCCGCUAACACAUCGUCCAUCGUCUACUUCCCCUUUGGCGUUUAUAUUGUCAAGGACACUCUGCGCGUGCCCAUGGGCUCCCGCAUCAUCGGCCAGGUCUGGUCGCAGAUCAUGGGCACCGGCGCCAACUUUGAAGAUGAGUCCAAGCCGCGCCCCGUCGUUCAGGUCGGCCGGCCUAACGAUCCGCCCGGCAUCAUCGAGAUCCAAGACAUGAUGUUCACCGUCUCUGGUCCGACAGCCGGCGCGGUGCUGAUGGAGUGGAAUGCCCGAGAGUCCAGCAAGGGCUCGGUGGGAAUGUGGGAUUCACACUUCCGCGUGGGAGGCGCCAUCGGAUCCAAUCUGCAACAGGAGACGUGCGCAAAGAAGAGUGACGCCGUCAACCCCGAGUGCAAGGCCGCCUCGAUGCUUCUGCACCUCAAGCCCGAGUCGACAGCGUACCUGGAGAACAUCUGGGCCUGGGUGGCCGACCACGAUCUCGACAAGUCGGACCGCCCCCAGAUCGACGUCUACGUCGGGAGAGGCAUUCUGAUCCAGAGCAAGAAGGCCUGGCUCUGGGGAACCUCGUCGGAGCACUGCGCGCUCUACCAAUAUCAAGUGUCUGACGCCACCAACAUUGUUAUGGGUAUGAUCCAGACCGAGUCGCCCUACUACCAGCCCGUCCCCAGCACCCUCAAGCCCUUCCGCGCGGGCAUCUUCCCCGACGAUCCCACAUUUAGCGAGUGUCUAUACUCGUGGUUCAGUGACCACAGUCAGGCCUGCCUCGAAACCAACGACUGCCAGCGGCGCGGCGUCGAGAUCCAGCAGAGCUCAGACCUGUGGAUCUACAACCUCUGCACAAAGGCUAUCAUCGAGAUGGUGACCCCGACGGGCGGUAUAGCCACCCUCGCCCAGGACAACAUAAACGGCUUCGUGUCGUCCAUCCUCGCCUGGCUCGAGGGCGCCGAGGAGACAUCAGGCCGACGCCAUUUUCCCGGCUUCCCCGUCUACACGCUCCACGGGCUGCGCAACCAGAUCCUGCCGGACCCUUGCAAGACGGCCCUCACGGCUAAGAUUCUCUGCGACUACUGGGUCCAGUCCUUCACCGAGCCGGCGUACCACGGAAGCCUGGGCAACGCCAGCUUAACCGACUCUAUCUGCGACGAGGGCUGCGGCGAGUCGCUUCGUAGCUGGUUCGACAAUGUCAACGCCCACUGCGAGGGUUACACCGUCGCCGGUGACAUUCCCACUCUGUACGGAGGGCGGAUGUGGGCUGGCUACAAUGGGACGUGUCUCACAGAUCCCGACACAGGGAGGUACUGUAACGACAUCGUCGCUGAAUUCACCGCUGUCAGCUGCAUCAACCACAUGCCCGAGGACGAAAUGUGCUCCGACUGCUACAUCAACCGCCUCGCCAUGAUGCAGGCUUCCCCCUACUCGGUGUACGACAAGAAUUACAAGAGCGACCUGGAGCUCGUGUACCAGAGGUGCGGCCGAACGGGCAACACGACCAUCCCACCGCCCAUCAUCUCUGUGCCCGAGCAGUCCACCAUGUGCGUCUCGGACAAGUGGCACACGGUGGGAUCAUCCGCCGACGAGACGUGUGAGGACGUGGCCUUCCUGAACAACGUCUCGACGGUGUCGCUGUACACGACGAACCCGAACAUCUUCGACUGCAGCAGCAUCCCCUCGGGCACUGAGCUCUGCCUGCCCCUGUCCUGCGGCAAGCUCAUCUCCUACACCGACAACGACACCUGCUCAGGGCUCGAGGCCACUCACAACCUGACGUCGGGCGACAUCCGGCGCUUCAACCCCUGGGUGUACUUCGACUGCAGCAACUUGGCUGGCGCCUCCAGAUUCUUCGGCAACAUCCUGUGCGCCGCGCCGCAGAACGGGCUGUAUACGGCGCGGGGGCCCGGCAGCAGCGGCGACAACACCACCCCCGAGACAAGCACCGGCUACACCUUCAACCCCGUCGAGGCCCCUGAGAACUCAACCGUCGCCGAUGGGACCACGACCAAGUGUGGCAAGUGGCAUGUGGUCGACGAGGGCGACUCGUGCGUCACCAUCUGCCUCUCAUCAGAGAUUAACAUUGCGCUGCUCCUCGAGGUGAACCCCUCGCUCGGCACCGAGUACGUCCAGUGCACGCCAAGCCUGGUACAAGGGAACGCGUACUGCACAGGGCCCAACUAUGACUGGGACGUAACAGGCGAGCUGUAG